Messenger RNA from Trichoderma citrinoviride, 2364 nucleotides. RefSeq lists its product as hypothetical. The record is from RefSeq and is a predicted model, not a curated record. Bases 1 to 2364 code for a protein of 787 amino acids. Gene Ontology annotation, molecular function: RNA binding. NCBI's taxonomy places the organism in Eukaryota, Fungi, Ascomycota, Sordariomycetes, Hypocreales, Hypocreaceae. The transcript is spliced from 4 exons.
AUGGUCGCUGCUGCUGCGUCGCUUCCCGGCGGGACGGCCGACGCCCCUGCCAUCGACCCUUCCCUCGCGCCUGCUGGUGAGCCCGACGAAGUCGUAGAUGAUGACAGCUUCAGCGAUGCCUACGGCGAAGAGACAGAGGACGUGGCCGUAGAGCCGCCGCGGCAGGAGCUCGUCGACAACAACGACGACUACGCCAAGACGUUUGACUCUCCUAUCGGCCCCGAGGAAGGGGAAGACCAAGAUGUAUCAUCAGUACCACGAGAAUCCAACGAGAUCUCAUCAUCCAUGAUAGCCGAGCAUUUGACUAGUCGCCCAUCAGACGUCUCUCAUACCGCUGCUGAUCCAUCCGCCUCUGCUGCUGUCCCAGCCGCUGCUGCUCAGAACCCAUCUCUCUCUACCGCACAGCCCGCAGCCGGUCCUGAGCCCGCCAUGUUGCAGUCGGGCGAUGCACACUCUUCCUCCAUCCCGUCUGCGGCUCAGUCCACGCCGCCCGGAGCUGGCCCUGCCAGGCGAGCCUCCGAGGCCUCUUCAUCUCUUGACAUCCAACAGCUCGUGGCUGAUCUCACUGCCCAUCCCUCUGAGUCUGGCCCCGAGAACCCUGACCCAACACCGGCUCCUCGCGCGACGGCGGAUGUCCUGGCAGCAUCCAACCCAUUCCCCUCAACUACUGCUGCUACCUCAACCACCACCGCCGCCACUACCACAAUUCCUUCUGCUCUGCCAUCUUCCUCGUCUCUCCCACCGCGCCCUCCCCUGCCGCAGGCCGCUCCCCCAUCGUAUGCUUCCUCGCACCAUCCUCUCGGAGCCAAUGCCAAUGUCUCAGGAGGCGCCGGCGCGCCCUCCACUUUUGCUCUUGCUGAUGCCGACUAUCAGCGGCAGUGGGAUCAGUUCAUGGCCGAUGAGCGACAGUACAUGUCGGAGGCUAAGUGGGAUCGGUUUCCAGAAGGCUCGCGCAUCUUUAUCGUGUAUACGCCCGCGUACAUGCUAACCGUGAUUUCUGUAGGAAAUCUUUCCAGCGACAAGGUUUCAAAGCGUGAUGUGUUUGACAUAUUUCACAGAUAUGGUAGGCUGGCCCAGAUCUCUCUCAAGUCGGCGUAUGGGUUCGUUCAGUAUCACACCGUCGAGGAAGGCCGUAACGCUCUGGAAAACCUUCAGGGCAUGGAAGUGAAAGGCCGGCGCAUUCAUUUGGAAAUCUCCCGGCUCCAGGAUAAGUCCAAAAAGGAAAGGAACCGUAGUUCGGAGCGGCCUCGAGGACGGGAGACUGGCCGUAGAGGAGAAAAGUACCGUGAUGACAAUCGGCCACCGCGCAACCACUCGCCUCGCCGUAGCAAUGAAUACUAUGGCAGAGCCGACAGGGGUAACAGGACCGAUAGCUACGGCCGCGAUCGAGGAUACUACGACUCGGACAGAAACCGUGGCCGCUCGCGAUCUCCCAAUGGAUAUGCCAGAAACGAUAAGGACUCGUACCGCAGGAGAAGCCCCAGCCCCUACAGCAGGGCGCGGCAUGAGCCGGAGCUUGAUCUGCCCCGUCGAUACGGUGCAGACGUCCCAGACGUGCAAAUCAUCAUGCAGCCAGAUGUCAACCGGGAGUUUGGCACUUGGGUUGAAGGCGCCUUCAAGGCCAAAGGGCUGAGGACCAACGUCAUGUAUCUUCACCCGCGGUUUCCGAAGGACCAGGUCAUCCAACGGCAGGCGGCCGAGGGCGUGCACGGGGUUGUAGACCUGGAUGUCCGCGCCCAAGGCCUGGGCCGGAUCCCCGUCCAUUCAUUCGACCGCUCUGGCGGCAUCCACAACGUCCGCUUCGAGCAGUACGUCGACCUGGAGCCAAGCACGGCGGCCGAGGUCAUUCUGCGAGCCAAGGCAUCCGGCACGGCGGGCUACGGCCAACCAUAUGGAGGAGGCGGUGGAUAUGCCACCCAGCCGCAGCAGUAUGGCGCGCAGGCCCCGCAACCUCCUCACGUAGCUGCGUAUCCUGGUCUGCAGCAGCACGGCUCGUAUCCAACGCAGCCCGCGCCAUCAGCCGCCGACCUCGCGGCGCUCAUCGGCCAGGUGGACAACAACACGCUGCAGAGGCUUCUGUCCACCAUUCAGGCCGGAUCUUCGGGAGCGAUGCCCGGCGGACUUGCCAAGCCGGCUGCGCCAGCGGCAGUUGAUCUCCAGGCGAUACUAGGCUCUCUUAACGGGGGAGCGGCACCGCAGCAGCACCAUGGAGCCCAUCCCCAGAUGCCGUACGGCGUGCCAUAUGGUGGUGGUCAGCACGCGCCUGUUCCUCCUGUGGGUGUGGCGCCGCAGGCAGCAGGCACCGGCGACGCGGCGACUCAGGUGCAGAACAUCAUGGCCCAAUUGGCUCGUUAUCGCCAGUGA